Molecule: messenger RNA, 786 nt
Organism: Fusarium falciforme
Lineage: Eukaryota; Fungi; Ascomycota; Sordariomycetes; Hypocreales; Nectriaceae
Product: BZIP domain-containing protein
Exons: 3
Coding region: 1-786 (261 amino acids)
Biological process (GO): regulation of DNA-templated transcription
Molecular function (GO): DNA-binding transcription factor activity
Source: RefSeq, a predicted model, not a curated record
AUGUCCAUGUUCAUGUCACAACCCGCCUACGCCUACGCGGCAGCUCCUCCUCCUCCCGGACAGAACUCAGGUGCUAGCAGCCCUUUCAGCACCUCUGCCAACCCCGAUGAGGACUGGACCAAGAUCUCUGACCUUGCCGAGCGCCGACGGAUACAGAACCGCAUUGCUCAGCGCAACUACCGCAAGAAGCUCAAGCGUCGCCUUGAGGACCUCGAGCGCCGUGCUAGCUCUUCUGAUGAUGCUAAGUCCGAUAAGCAGCCCCAGAAAACCACCAAGUCGAAGCGAUCCUCCUCCUCUACGUCCCAAAAGCCGCAGCCCGCUACCCCCGCCAAGCCUGUCAUCUCUCAGGGUCAGUUCACUCCUCCCAGGGAGCCGGCAGACGAUCUCUUCGUCCCUGGCACCUACGGCAACUGGGCUCACUCCAACAGCCUUUUCCAGCUCACAUACUUGACUUAUGCGGCUUCUGAUGGGAUCCCCCUCGCUCCCCACGGCUCCCCAAAGACCCACCUGACCAUGACUACCGCUGACGCCUACCACAACUAUCUCAAUGCUUCCGCCGUGCCCAUGAUGGUUUCCCCGAUGACGCAUUUUAGCGAUACCAUCAAGCGGGAGUCGUCCCCCAGCGAUGACUGGCUGACCCCUUACACGACAUACGGCUACAUGCUGCCCAUGGACUUCAACACUCCCAGCCCUUACGACCAGUUCACAUAUUACCUCCGCAGCCAGCCUACCUCUCAAGAUUCCCCGGUUACCUGCCUCCGGGAAGCAGUGCAGUUUCCUCCCUGA